Molecule: messenger RNA, 717 nt
Organism: Microtus oregoni (creeping vole)
Lineage: Eukaryota; Metazoa; Chordata; Mammalia; Rodentia; Cricetidae
Gene: Tldc2
Product: TBC/LysM-associated domain containing 2
Exons: 6
Coding region: 41-715 (224 amino acids)
Biological process (GO): response to oxidative stress
Cellular component (GO): nucleus
Source: RefSeq, a predicted model, not a curated record
GGGCUAAGGACCGGCCCCUGUCCUGGGCUGUGACAGGAGAAUGAAAAGCCGAAGAUGGCGGUACACUCAGCUGCCCACCCAGGUGGAGGACACCCUGUCUGGGGAGGAGGGCCAGGAGGAGGAAGAGGAGGAAGAAAAGAAAGAGGAGGAGGCAGUCCCAGCCCCGGCUCCUCAGGACCCUGUGGAGCCUCAGCUGACAGAAGCCAGCCGGGUCCUGGGCGCCUCAGAGAUUAGGCAGUUCCAGCUCUGCCUCCAGCUCGGUCUCCACUUACCCCCAAGAGUCGCUGGCCGCCUCUGGAGUCUGGUCUUCUGCACAUCAAAGGACGGCUUCAGUCUGCGGAGACUGUACCGCCAGAUGGAGGGUCACAGUGGACCAGUCCUGCUGGUGUUGAGAGACCAGGAUGGGCAGAUGUUUGGUGCCUUCUCCUCCUCAGCUAUCCGACUCAGCAAAGGCUUCUACGGUACUGGCGAGACAUUUCUCUUCUCCUUCGCCCCACAGCUAAAGGUCUUUAAGUGGACAGGAAGUAACUCUUUCUUCGUGAAGGGAGACCUGGACUCACUGAUGAUGGGCAGUGGAAGUGGCCAGUUUGGGCUGUGGCUGGAUGGAGACUUGUACCGUGGGGGAAGUUACCCCUGUGCCACCUUCAACAAUGAAGUGCUGGCCCGGCAGGAGCAAUUCUGCAUCGAGGAGCUGGAGGCCUGGGUUCUGAGCUGACA